AUGAGGUCAUCUGAUGACGCUAGAAAUGUAAACACGCGUCGUGGAGCAUGCCUCGAUGAGUCCGCCGCGACUAUCGAGUCAGCGUUUUCACCUACGACCGAUGCGGUGACGCCGAGAGCCGACGUCGUUCCUCGUCCCGCGCCCCCUGCUCGCACACCGCGAGCGCCCGCACCGCUGCAAGUGGAAGCAGCACCAGCAAAGUCCGCGGUGCUAUUAAAGCGCCAGGAUUUUGCCACCGUCGCCGCUAAAAAACCAACUGCUCAGCGAAAUGAGCCUAAAGUGACUCUGAAAAUGACCCCUAUGUGUACAAAGUCUGCUAACCGUGACGAUGAUGGUUUUGUCACGAUGUCAUCAAAUAAUAAGGACUUUUCAUCUGGUUAUCGGCUAUCACACCCACCUACUGGUGAAGAGGUCUACAUUACCGGCAUAUCUGGUAGUUUUCCAGACUCCGCCUCCGUCAUAGAACUGCAGGAAAAUCUAUUUAACAAGGUAGAUAUGAUAUCGGAUGAUGACAGACGAUGGGAGUACGCCAACACUGAUGUACCCCAUUGUAGUGGAAAGAUAAACAAAUUGAACAAAUUUGAUGCAUCCUUCUUUAAAGUCAAUUACAAAGAAGCGCACGCUAUGGACCCAAUGGCCAGGAUUCUUCUAGAAAAGGCGUAUGAAGCUAUUUUCGACGCUGGUAUGAACCCCAAAGAGCUGGAAAACACAAAGACAGGAGUGUUUAUUGGUGUUUGUGUCUCUGAAGCUCAAACGAGUUUGCUCUACAACAGAAUGCAUGUCAACAAUUACGGUGUUAUUGGGAGUUCCAAAGCUAUGUUUGCUCACCGUAUCUCACGGUGGCUCAAGGUUCAAGGUCCUGCUUACAACAUGGAUUCAGCUUGUUCAAGUUCCUUUUAUGCACUAGACCAUGCAUUUGCAGCUAUUCGAAAUGGACAAUGUCAUGCUGCUAUUGUUGGUGGAUCUAAUUUAUGUCUUCAUCCUCAUAUGAUGCACCAGAUCGCUAGAAUCGGUUUGUUGUCUCCUGAUAGUCGUUGCAAAAGUUUUGAUAAUUCCGCCAAUGGCUAUGUUCGCUCUGAAGCUGUCACCGUGUGCUUUUUGCAAAAAGCAAGGGACUCUAGAAGGGUCCACGCUCAAUUAGUACAUGUGAAGACAAAUUGUGAUGGAUUCAAAGAUAAUGGGAUUAUGUAUCCAGCCGCUGAAGGGCAGAAUAUUCUGCUAAGAGAAUUCUAUGAGGAAUGCUCUAUCGUGCCUUCUACAUUGGAAUACGUAGAAGCUCAUAGUGGUGGAACACGUGUUGGUGAUUUGGAAGAGGCGAUCACAAUUGAUGAAAUAUUCUGCACCGGGCGUACGGAACCAAUAUAUGCCGGGUCUAUCAAGAGCAACAUAGGUCAUACUGAAAGUGUUAGCGGAAUUUGUUCUAUUGCUAAGAUAUGUAUCGCAUACAAUACUGGUUUCAUUCCACCAAAUCUACAUUUCAAGACUCCUCGUGAAGACAUUCCUUCAUUUGUUAAUGGUCGUAUACGGAUUGUAACGGAAAAGCAACCCUGGAACAGGGGGUUGGUUGGAAUUAAGAACACCGGUUUUGGUGGAGCGAACGCUCAUGCACUUUUGAAAAACGUGGCUCGAGAAAAAGUCAACAACGGCCUUCCAGAAGAUGACUUACCUCGCUUAGUGUGCGUAUCCGGACGUACCGAGUCAUCUGUGGCCAGAAUACUUGACCAUCUGCAGUACAAGCCAGUGGAUGUGGAUGAAAUCAAACUAUUACACGCUGUACAUAAUAAGGAUAUUCAUAGUCACAAAUAUAGAGGAUUCGUGUUAUUAGGAUCAACACCCACCAAAAGCAUACUACUAUCUCGUAGCAUACAAGAGUUUAAUGGUAAUAAACGGCCCAUCUGCUUCGUGUACUCAGAUGUAAGUUCGAAGUGGAAAGUCAUGAUGCAACAACUCCUUAGGAUCCCAAUAUUCUCUGCUGCUAUAGAGAGAUGUCACAACGCAUUAGUACCAAAAGGCAUCAACUUUAAAAAUAUAAUUACAGAACUAAAUACUGCUGCUUAUAAUAUCCUAAACUCAUUUAUUAGAGUCACAGCAUUUCAGAUUGGUCUCACUGAUGUUUUAAAAGCCAUUGGUGUCGAACCUGACUUUGUCAUUGGAUUUGGCGUCGGUGAGUUGGGAUGUGCAUAUACAGACGGCUGUCUUACAGCAGAGGAGACAAUCUUAGCAGCUUAUAGCCAAGGACUCGCACUAACUGAAGCUAACCUCAUAAAAGGAUCUAUGGCUGCUAUUGGCAUUGGUUACGAAAUGAUUAACCCAACGUGUCCAGAUGAUAUUGACGUGGUUUAUCGGAUAAACCCUAACUACAGCGUCGUGUCAGGACCGUCUAAUAUCAUAACAAACUUCAUAGAAGAGGUUUCAGCUCAGAAAUUGUAUGCUAAGGAAAUAUGCUGCGACAUUGCGUAUCACUCGCGAUAUAUUGCUCAUGCUGGCCCUAAUCUACGCAAGUAUCUGAAUAAAGUUAUUCGUUCACCGAAAACUCGUUCAAAACGUUGGAUCUCCACUUCGACCCCGGAAUCUCAAUGGAAUAAUAUCAAUUCAAAAUAUUCCUCUGCUGAAUACCACAGCAACAGUAUACUGAAUCCAGUUUUCAUCGAAAACUAUUCUCACUUAAUUCAAGAAGACGCUAUCUUCAUUGAAAUGGUUCCACAUGAUAUACUACAAGUUAUAUCGCAGCAGUCUCUAAAUAAUAACAUCGAUCAUAUAUCACUAAGCAAAAACAAUACGGAUGAUAAUGUACAAGUGCUAUUUACAGCACUUGGAAAAUUAUACGAAACUGGUUUGAACUUGCAACUAGCUAACAUCUAUCCGCAUGUUCCACUUCCGGUAUCACAAGGCACGCCGUUUUUAUCUCAUCUGGUAGAAUGGGACCAUAGUGAGGAUUGGUACGUGACCAAAUUUGAUAUUCAAGAAAAGAUAAAUGUGGGAGAACGCAUAGUCAGGAUGUCCAUUAACUAUAGUAAUGACGACUACAUGGCCGGUUACGUUGUUAAUGACCGUAAUGUCUAUCCGGAAGCCGGCUACUUGUUCCUAGUUUGGGAGACAUUGAGUAUGAUGAUUGGAAGACUGUACACUCAAGUGUCUGUGGUAUUUGAAAAUGUUUGCUUCCACAGAGAUACUGAGAUUCCCAAAAAGGGGAAAUUGGAAUUCAUUAUUUCAAUACAAAAAGGAAGCGGGCAAUUUGAGAUAGUUGAAAGCGGGACAUCUGUUGUUACUGGCCUUAUACGUAAACAAGAAGAUGUGGAGAAGAAAUAUCUUAAGUUACCAGCGCUAAUUGAGACCUCCGAAACUGACAAGCAUAUUAUGAACACUAAGGAUUUCUAUAAAGAAAUGAAACUUAGAGGAUAUCAGUACAGGGGAUUAUUCCGCGGAGUGAUUGAAACCAACGUCGACAAGACUCAUGCACGUCUUGUAUGGGAUAAGAAUUGGAUUACAUAUCUGGACUCCGUACUGCAACUUCAACUCUUCAGUCAGGACACACGCAAUCUAUACGUUGUUAAGAGAAUUGAGGAACUAUCCAUAGAUGUUCAAGAACACUAUAGUAUUUUGUCAACAAAUAAUCCACAUAUUCAGAGGCAAUCGUUGGACGGGAGACUUUACUCUUUUCUUAACAUUAUCAGAUCAGGUGGCGUAGAAAUUCGUGGGUUACAUACUGCGUCAGUUCCAAGGCAGGCAGUAAUAGAUGUCCCUGUCUUAGACAGAUACGUUUUUGUCUCAAAUUUUGGAAGAAUUGAAAUGAAGCUGGACGAUUGCCUACGAGCGUAUAUGCAAAUAAUUAUUGAAAACAUACAAGCAUAUAAAUUUAAAGUUGUUGAGACUGUGGACAAAGAAUACAAGGAUUAUAUUCUUAAACCUAUAAUAGGACAUAUUGGUAAAGUUUUAAAUAAACUUGUCUUUGUACAAGCUGAAUUGCUGCUAAUAUCAAAAGAAAAAAUAGAAACACCAGAAAAAACAAUCACGGUAAUCGAUGAUUUAAAAGGACUUAAUAAUGUUGUUUUGUUUGUUGGAGCAAAUUUAUUGAACAGACCACCUGUAUUAACCAGUGCUGUUGCUACUCUCCGAGCUAAAUCCUUUAUUAUAAGUAGAGAAAUGAAAUAUCCCAAUGUUAAAGAACACUUAGAAUUUGAUAUUAUUGCUGUUCAAUCCAUUGGAAAAGAGUAUUUAGUACUCUUAAGACAACGGGAAGUAUCUCGUACGACUAAGUUCAUCAAAAUUGGAAAUGUCAAUGACGAAACCUUUCCCUGGAUAAAAAGGGUACAACAAGAAGUGAAGAUUGCUAAGAAAGUUGUUCUUUACACGCAAUAUGAAGAAGUGAAUGGUCUUUUAGGUCUCGUGAAUUGUUUAAGGAAAGAACAAAGUGGCGACAUUAUUUCAUGUUUAAUGAUUUCUGAUCCUAUGGCUCCUAAAUUCAAUCCUAAUUUGGAGUUCUACAAAGAACAAUUAGAUAAAAAUUUAGCUGUCAAUGUUUAUCAAAACGGACAAUGGGGAACAUAUCGUCAUUUGCUACUCGAAGACACCACCGUUGCUGUUGACCAUGCGUUUGUUCAUACUUUCUCAAUAGGAAAUCUUUCCUCAAUGGCAUGGGUCGAAGGAGCCUUAAAAAAAGAUAAAUUUUCCAAAAACAUAAAUAAUGUACUAUUACAAGUCUACUGUACAGCAAUUAAUCUCCAUGACGUCUUAACUGCAACUGGCCGCAAUUCAAAUGUUACUGCCUCUUAUAACAGAGUUACAAAAGAAUGCAAACCAGUAAGAGAUGUUGUUGGACGUACCUCAAAUGGUUCCCGAGUGAUGAGUAUAGCAAAAAACUCAGCUAUAACUAACAUGGUAGAAUGCAAUAAAUUAAUUACUUGGAGUGUUCCUGAGGAAUGGACCUUUGAAGAAGCUGCUACAGUGCCUGUGGCUUAUGCAACUGCUUAUUAUGCUCUGGUAAUAGUAGGACAAAUUAAGCGUUCUGAUUCAGUCCUUAUUCACGAUGGAACAAGCGGUGUAGGACAAGCAACUAUCAAUAUCGCCCUCAGCUACGGUUGCGAGGUUUUCACAACUGUGGGGAGUUCUGAAAAGGAAACAUUUCUAAAAAGAUUAUUCCCACAACUAAAAGACACCCAUAUCGGAAAUUCUAAAAAUACAUCAUUUGAAAACCUAAUUUGUAAAGAGACCAAUGGAAAAGGAGUUAAUAUAGUGAUGAAUUCGCUUAAAGGCGAUAAGCUUCAGGCUUCCAUCAAAUGUCUGGGUUAUCGUGGCAGGUUCCUCGAGAUUGGCAACUUCAAUAGUAAUACAUCCAUCAACAUGUAUUUGCCAAAGGAGACCUCUUUCCACGGCAUUACUCUGGACUUUGCUUUGCACGAGUCAAUUGAUUUGAAAACGAGACUACAGGAACUUAUUCUAUCUGGAAUUGAGAUUAGAGCCGUUCGCCCCUUGACGUACUGUAUUUUCGAAAAAGAUGAAAUAGAAAGUGCAUUUCAUUAUUUGGCCGAUAAUAAACAGAUAGGACAGAUAAUAAUUAAAAUCAGAGACGAGGAGCUUACUAAUCAACCAGUGCAGCCCAAAUAUUCACCCAUUGACGCAAUUCCCAGGUAUUGGUGUCGAGAGGAUCAAGUGCAGAUAAUCGUAGGCGGUUUAGGAGGAAUAGGUCUAGAACUGGCCGACUGGUUCAUAUCAAGAGGCGCCAGGAAGAUUCUACUCAUUUCUCGCCGAGGAAUCAGUAAUGGUUACCAAUUUUAUAGAAUACGGGUUUGGACAACUAAUGGCGUUGACGUGCGAAUUUCUACUCAUGAUAUCACAACGGAAUCUGGUUGCGAGGAAAUGUUGAAAAUGGCCAACACAAUGGGCACCGUUGAAUCCAUCUUCAAUCUUGCUGUUGUUCUAAAGGAUUCUAUAUUUCAAAAUCAAACACCAGAAACAUUUAAAAUAUCAUUUAGACCCAAAGGUCUAGCGACAAUGCAUUUGGAUAAACUGUCAAGAAAACUAUGUCCAACGCUGAAGUACUUUGUGUUGUUUUCAUCACUUUCGUGCGGUCACGGCAACACUGGACAGACCAACUAUGGUUACUCCAAUUCUGUGAUGGAAAGAAUCUGUGAAAUCAGAAGGAAAGUCGGAUUGCCUGCUCUUACUAUUCAGUGGUGUGCCAUUGCAGAUGUAGGCGUGCUUGCUGAAAUGCAGCAGGAUGACAAAAAGUUAGAAGUAGGAGGUAUAUUACAACAAAGUAUUGCAUCAUGUCUGUUACAUCUGGAUAAGAUGUUGAAACAAGACAAUACAAUUGUAUCUUCAAUGGUUGUACCUAAGAAACAAGCUGUAGAAACAGAAAUACGAACUGUCACAACUGCAGUAUCUCAAAUAAUUGGUAUUAAAAACAUGCAAACUAUGUCCCGACAAAUACCCCUAGCGGAAUUAGGAAUUGACAGUAUGACUGCUCUUAACAUCAAAAACACCCUUGAAUUCGAGUUUGAAAUCUUCCUUGCUGUUCAAGAAAUUAGAUCAAUGUCUUUCACAAGAUUAGAUAAAAUCUCAGAAGCACUUUCUAAUGAUAUCAAUAAAACUGGUGUCAAUACUGAACCCGUAAUAAAAAACGGCGUGGAAAAAAUGGUUGAAAAGGACGCAAAUGGAAUUAAAAGAGAAAAAGAGAACCAUAACGAAAUGGACAUAAUGUUUGUACUGCCAGGUUUAGAUGCCAAUUCUACAAUGAAACUCAGCCGUAGACUGAAAAUUAAAGUUUGUGUAUUGAAACUAGAAAAUGGAGAACAUAACGAAAACUGGGAGCAAAUAGUGGAUGUGCUGUAUCAGUUAGCGAUAUCUCAUCUAACAUCUGGUGCCAACUUUUGGCUCCUUGGAUACAGUUUUGGCACCCUACUUGCGUUGAAAUUAGCCUGGAAACUAGAGAAUCGAGGUCACAAAGGAACUAUAUUCUGUUUGGACGGAAUCCCAAAUUUCCUGUUCGAACUCGCUUCUCAGAAAUAUAUUAGUGAUGACUUUAAACUUCAGAAUACCAUUAUUUGCAAGUCUAUAGAUUUCUUUGCUCCAAGCAAUGGCAUUACAGAAGCACUAAUUGAAAAUCUUAAUGAUAUAGAAGAUUUUAACAAGAGGAUUCAAUAUAGUAUCAAUACAACAUAUUUACAAGCUGCAUAUUCUAAACAAUACAUAGCAUCAACAGCACAAUUAGGUUUUGAGUAUGUAAAAGUCAUAUUUAAUAAUACUACAAAGAUUAAGAAACUGGAUUCUCCAAUAGUUCUAAUAAAGACAAAAGAGAAUCCUCUAAGUGUUUCUAAAGAGAAAUUUGGUUUGGGUAAAUUCAGUGAUAGAGUAAACGUUCAUAUAUUGGAUGAGAAUGUUAGUGUAACGGAAAAUGAGGAUGUUGUGAAUAUUAUUAAUAAAGUUAUAUAUAAUAAAGAAGAAUGGAUGAAAAAGGAUAUUGGAAGAAUUUAG
This is a messenger RNA of Achroia grisella, 7473 nucleotides long. RefSeq names its product fatty acid synthase-like. Gene Ontology annotation, molecular function: fatty acid synthase activity; 3-oxoacyl-[acyl-carrier-protein] synthase activity; oxidoreductase activity. The transcript is spliced from 42 exons. Gene Ontology annotation, biological process: fatty acid biosynthetic process. The record is from RefSeq and is a predicted model, not a curated record. The coding region runs from base 1 to 7473 and encodes 2490 amino acids. Lineage: Eukaryota; Metazoa; Arthropoda; Insecta; Lepidoptera; Pyralidae.